Salvia miltiorrhiza (redroot sage) is the source of this 1232-nucleotide messenger RNA. Its product is annotated as short-chain dehydrogenase TIC 32, chloroplastic-like. The record is from RefSeq and is a predicted model, not a curated record. The coding region runs from base 111 to 1058 and encodes 315 amino acids. NCBI's taxonomy places the organism in Eukaryota, Viridiplantae, Streptophyta, Magnoliopsida, Lamiales, Lamiaceae. The transcript has 8 exons.
GACUUCAAUUUCUUUCUGCAUAUAAUAAUCUAAAUCACAAUUUCUUUCUGUAGCAGCAUUUAGUAGUUGCAUCUACUUUCUCGCUCUAAAUCUCUAAACAAAGAAACAAGAUGUGGAUUUUCGGAAGAAAAGGGCCGUCUGGAUUUUCAGCCUGCUCUACUGCAGAGGAAGUUACUCAAGGAAUCGAUGGCUCUGCCCUCUCCGCCAUUGUCACUGGAGCAUCAAGUGGCAUUGGAGCAGAAACUGCUCGAGUCCUGGCAUUACAUGGUGUUCAUGUAAUCAUGGCAGUGCGUAAUGUGGAGAGCUGUAAUAAGGUUAAAGAAACAAUAAUCAAAGAGUUCCCUGAAGCUAAAAUUGAUGUUAUGGAACUCGAUCUUGCCUCUUUUGCAUCUGUGAGGAAAUUUGCAUCGGAAUAUAACUCUUUGGGGCUUCCCUUGAACCUCCUCAUUAACAAUGCAGGGAUUAUGGCUACACCCUUCAUGCUUUCACAAGACAAUAUAGAACUGCAAUUUGCCACUAACCAUCUAGGCCAUUUUCUAUUGACAAAUCUUCUAUUGGAAAAUAUGAAAAAGACUGCACAUGAAAGUGGGAAAGAAGGAAGAAUUGUCAAUGUUUCAUCAGAGGGCCAUCGGCAUCCAUAUCGUGAAGGCAUCCGCUUUGAUAAAAUCAAUGAUAAUUCAAGUUACCAAACCCUAUAUGCAUAUGGACAGUCCAAGCUGGCAAACAUUUUGCACGCUAAUGAACUUACGAGGCGCUUUCAGGAAGAAGGGAUUAAAAUAACUGCUAAUUCUCUACAUCCAGGAGCAAUCGCCACCAACCUUCUGCGGCAUCAUAAAAUCCUCGAAGGCCUACUUAUGUGGUUUGUUAAGUACCUCAUCAAAACUAUCCCUCAGGGAGCAGCCACGACGUGUUAUGUAGCUUUGCAUCCAGAUGUUGAAGGAGUGAGCGGUAAGUUUUUCUCGGACAGCAACGUCAGCCAGCCGACGGAACUGUCUGCAGAUGCUCAGCUGGCUAAGAAAUUGUGGGACUUCAGCUUGGAAUUGACAAGCCCUAAAUAGUUCCACUUUUGACUCCACGAAUCUUGUUUUUAUGGUUGAAUAAACAAAUAUUUAAAAUCUGUGUUAUAGUGGAUUCGAACUUAAGACCUUUAGGUUCAUCACAUGCUACUGUUGUAAGAAAUUUUCAUAUAUAUUCACAUGUUGAUGCAUGCUUAAUAUUUAUGUUUUUAGUUC